This is a messenger RNA of Corythoichthys intestinalis (scribbled pipefish), 4638 nucleotides long. It is a transcript of the gene foxn2a, whose product is annotated as forkhead box N2a. Gene Ontology annotation, cellular component: nucleus. The transcript has 6 exons. NCBI's taxonomy places the organism in Eukaryota, Metazoa, Chordata, Actinopteri, Syngnathiformes, Syngnathidae. The record is from RefSeq and is a predicted model, not a curated record. Gene Ontology annotation, molecular function: cis-regulatory region sequence-specific DNA binding; DNA-binding transcription factor activity. The coding region runs from base 403 to 1635 and encodes 410 amino acids. Gene Ontology annotation, biological process: regulation of DNA-templated transcription.
UAACCCUCUACCCCUUUUCUCGCUUUUGUUUGAGAUCCGUGUGUGCUCGGGUCAUGUUUGCGAGGCGUGUGUUUCGGAACAAGCUAAAAGUAAACGUGGUCAAGUGACUUUGCUCAAGAGCGGCCAGCAUGGCAGAAUAAGCGAAAGCAUGUGGCAGCUAGCUCACGUUACUUCCCCUCUGCUUUUCAUGCUUCAAUAUUCAAGUCGCAGGGCAUUUAUUCCAAGCACAUACUGCUGUUUAUCCUUAGCCAUGUCACGUUUAUCGGCAUUCAAUCAAGAGAGCGCGUAAAGUUGUGCAAUGCUAAAGCUAGCGUUGGAUUUACCCUCACUGACCUACCGAGCGGCUGCUAAGGCUACUUUGCUUCGUUCCUGUACUGGGUGAGCUAAGACCUCUUUGAUUUAAUGGGUCCAAUUAUUGGGAUGUCACCAGACAAGAAAACGGAAAUUCCGGGUAUGCAAGAGGAGCGGACGUGGCUCCGAGGUGUUUGUGGAGUUGGAACAUUGCCCGAGGCGGAGUGCGCUUCCAGUCCUCUUGCGACUAGUGUGGAUCGGACUGGAGGUACUGAAGAUGAAGAACUCACCAACCUCAACUGGCUCCAUGAGAACCUGCUUCAGAACUUCACGUUAGGGGGUCCUGAAGCGCAACCUAGUGCCAGCCCCCUUUUUGACAUCGAAGGAGACUAUGGACCCAACCAGGGAACUUCAUCCUCGUCCACAGCCUCAACACAUAGUAGAGGAAGAGAGCGGGACUCAUUGAAGUCCAAGCCCCCUUUUUCGUUUUCGCUCCUCAUUUACAUGGCCAUUGAGCAGUCGCCUAGCAAAUCUUUACCUGUCAAAGAAAUCUAUGGCUGGAUUCUUCAGCACUUCCCUUACUUCUCCAACGCACCCACUGGGUGGAAGAACUCAGUGCGUCACAACCUCUCCCUGAAUAAAUGCUUCCGCAAGGUCGAAAGGACUUUAGGAAAGGCCAAUGGAAAAGGGUCUCUCUGGUGUGUCGACCCGGAAUACCGCCCCAACCUGAUCCAAGCCCUUAAGAAGCAGCACUUUCCCACCGCUCAUGCCUUCUGUACGCCACCCGCCUCCCCGCCUAGUGCCUCCUCACCCCCUCGUCAUCUCUUUCUGCAAGGUUGCUCAUUUAAAGAGUCUGAUAUUGAUGCUGCCACUGCCAUGAUGCUCUUAAACUCUGCCCCAGGGCACCACGUUGACCCAUGCAAUUCUGACGGCCCGCUGGACCUUUCCAGACCCGACUCGGUCUUAGUGAGCAGCGAUCCAAAGCAGGACCACAACUACAGCAGUGUCGCCCUGCAGCGUUGCUCCUCCCGGUCUUCCUCCUCGUCCCUGUCCUCCUUAGACGAAGGAGGCUGCGACCGCAGGCAGUCUCGCCGCGCCGGUAGCGAGGGCUUCCACAGCGACGAGGAUUCCGACCUCUGGGACGAGAGGGCCGCCAACCAAACGCAGCGUCGCCCGCCUGCCAUCAAGUGGCCUGACGGCAAAAGGCCGCGACGUGAGGUCAAGCCGGAGCUAGAUGAGGAGCUUAAAGAGGCCGCCGGUUCUUUGCUGCACCUCGCUGGUAUACGCAGCUGCACGGAGGGCUCCAAACGCAAUGUGAAGAGCACAAAACUUAACAGGAAGUAGAGAUACUCCGGACCCUGUGAAUCCUCAUCUCUAACCCCCACCUGUUGCGUGCCCCGGUUUGCCUCCUUCUCCUUUUCUCAUCGUAUAUCGGCCAUUUUGAGCCUAUCUUUUGUUGUUUGUUUGGGAUAUCUUUGUCAUAUAAAACAAAUGGCAAUAGUAUUGUUCACACAGGAGAACGAAGCCAUAAAGAGACUUUUGCAACUUGGGGGCAGUCACAGAAUAUGGGGGGGAUGGGUGUCUGGGCUGUGGAGUACUGGAUCAAAAAUGACCUACCUGCUUUUGUCGAAAUAGACGAUGGUGAAUCAUAAUUUUGUUUAUGCUCAGAAAAAUGGGAAAGGGUUUUCUAACUCAAAGCCUUGCAUGCUUCCUCCUCAAACCCGUAUCCUCUUCCAAGUGAAUCUGUGUAAGAAGCGAACGAGUGCAUGUUUGUAACAGACAAAACCUAACCUCUUGGUGUUACAAGUUUCCCCUCUUUUUGUGCUAAAAACAGGAAAAAAGACAAGUAUGGCACGGUUUCAAAAAACCUUGUGCGCCAAACCUCCUCUUGUGAGUGAGAUGCAAUAAUGAAUCCUCAACCUUAACUUUUUCACCUCAUUUAGUAUUGUGACUUUUUCUGCCCCUGAGAUGCUAAUCAAGCUACAAUUAAGCGAAUUAAGUGAAUAGCUUUAUUGUCUUGUUAUGCCAUGAACAUAAAUGACACAUAGGCGCUGACUCAGUUUCAGGAUUUGCAAAGUGUGGGAAUAGUAUUUAGUCUGCUACUGCCAAAUUUUACUUGCAAACUUCGCCACUCAGCUUUGCUAUGUUUUGGUCUGUCAGUCAAUUUCAUCUACCACAGUGUUUUACAUUUAUGCCCAAACGUGUCAAAUGAAAAUCUGCCUAUUCAAUGCUUGUGCAUCAGAUUUUCUCCAUAGCUUUUACUUUUGUUUUUUUCCCAAUUAUUAUUAUUCAAUACGUAAGUCCAAACCCAUGACGAGAGGGUCGGAUGCCCAUCUCAUACAGGGAAAAAUGUAGCCAUGCUACAUGUAUGGGAUGGAAAAUAACCACUGGUUUUCACAUCAGUUUUGUUAGAAGAUUUGUCUGAUUUGGAAGAAAGUUGAAGUAUAACUUGUCUAAAGUAGGAUAAACUUCACAGUGCAGUUAUGGUUGCAGAGAACUGGAUUCCAUGUAAAGAUGUGUGCUGCUCUUGUGAUUGGCCCUCACUUCCGGUCGAUUGCUUGUGUUCCUUUCAUAGUUCUUCCUCCUUAAAACAAAAUAAGGAAGUCCAAAACCCCCUCAAGCUGUGAAAUGUACUUUCUGUCAGAUGAUUUUGUACAUUUUGUCUCUGCGGGAGGUUGCAAACCACAGUUCUCAUUUUAGGGAUUUUUAAAUCAAAAGUACUACACAAGAGCAGACAUGCAUAGUUGAAAUCUCAUGCCACAUGACAUGAUUAAACAAAAGAAAAAGUGCCACAAUUUGUGUAAGUGGCAGCAAGUAUAGCAGGCAAGGUCGGUGCCAAACAAUUCACUGUGCCACUGAUGUAAAACUGCAAGCGGCCAUGGUCACUGGUUCCUAGUUGACACAAUAUAGUUAGUCAUGACUUGAUGUCCCAGUUUUCUGAACGGCACUAACAGGAAAUGCAAACGGACUGGACAGUGUAGUGACGCAAUGAAACCUGGGUUACUUUCAGCCACUCUAUGGUUGAAUCACAGAAUAAGCUGUAGACGUACAGUAACUCGAACAUACACUGGUCUUAUUUUGCUGUGAAAGAACAAAUUUAUUGUUCAUAAAUCGUUACCUUAUUUAUAAUAUUAAUUUAUCAGGUGGAAAUGCCAUCUAAACACUGGUCAUCUGAAAUGAAUGACAAGGCACAUUUAUAGUUUUGUUUUUCCUCAUAAGUAUUUUGUCUUGCUCAGCUUUUUAUUCCACAGCAAUAUAUCCUAUUUCCCCUUUUUAUUGUGUUAUAUUGAUUAUUUUUAUUUUUUUUGGGGGGGGGGAGCAAUUGUCCAUAAAGUGGGUGUUUUAUUCCUGUUUAUUUUUGCAAUUCACAUUUUGCUGCCAGAUUAUUGAACAUGUUGAUUCACAUUGAACUCUCUUUUUGCUGCCAAAAUUAAUGUACAACUGGGGUGGUGCAAAAUGUCACAUUUCCCGCUUGUGCUGUAAAUUUUCCAAUUCAACCAUUUUAUGUUUUGUCUGCAUUUGUAUGUUUAGAUUUUUUUUUAUUACUUGAGCUAACUACAGAAAACUACUGCCACUCAUCGGUCCUGCUUCCAGGUGUUGUGAAAUGUUGUUAUCACUGGAAAUUGGAGCAGACUGACCCAUGCAGUCCCAAGGCUGCUCGUGUACUUUCAGACCCCAGGUCCAUUCUGAGCAGGAGUGGGGAACCUACACCUUAAAUGCAUUUGAUUCGGGUCACAGGCAUUGGAGUUAGAGCAGAACAUCUAACCAACAAAUUCUAAUAAUAAACAUCAUAUAAGUUGUGUUUAUUGAGAUCAUCAGAAACAUCUGUCGGAUUUUGUUUUUGUUUUUUUUCCCCUUACACAAAUUCGAUGUUCUUCAAAGGACUUUAAACAACAACAAAAAAACUGAAUUGCCCCCUUUAAAGGUCAAAGGUUCCUCGCACAUGCUAGAAAGAGAUCUCUCUUGCAUUCAUUUUGUAGCACUUGUCAAAUGAAAGUUCUGUUGCUUUCAGUGACACAACACAGAACAUAUAGGGCUGCCACAAGACUACCGCCACACGACACCAGUUGCUCUGUUAGUUUUUAGGUUUUAUUGAGUAUCGGUCAUGUGGUUCCCAGACUUAUGUUGCAGAUCCUAUAUGGAUAUAAUUUAAGUUGCAUUGAUUUUAAAAUAACAAAAAACUGCCAACCCGGUUUGUGUCUGCAAUGGCUUUUGGAUGACACAUUUUUGGUUUUUGUAUGCUUAACCUAUGUUGAUAAAAUGUUCAUAAGAUUUAUUUUCGCCAAAGAUAUGCAAUUGCAUUAUAUAUGGUAUUACAAAACUAUUAAUAAAAACCUGUUCUUCUUA